CAAUUUAUUUAGAAUGAAGGGAAAUUAAUAGCAUAUGGUAGGAGUCGAAACUUAGUGUUCAAGGUACAAGAAACGAUAAAGUUUUUUUUUUUAUCUCACUUUUCAUAUGGUUUUCAUCUGCAGAAUGGCGCCAGUGAAGUCUUUAUUAAAAGUUGCCGUUAUUGGUGCUGGAGCUGCCGGCUUAUGCUCUGGGAGGCAUUUGAUAGAGGAAUCUGACAGUUUUGAAUUUGAUAUUUUUGAAAAACAAGAUGAUGUUGGUGGUACUUGGCGAUAUUCAGAACGAGUGGGGAAAGAUGAGUUUGGCCUACCCGUUCAUUCUAGCAUGUAUAAAAACUUGAAUGUUUUAUUUUCAAACAGGACAAAUUUACCAAAGGAGACAAUGGCAUUCCCUGACUUCUCCUUUGGAAACUGCGAUGGUCAAUCUUUUAUUCAUCAUACUCAAGUAUUAAAAUAUUUGGAGCGUUAUGCUGAAUAUUAUGGUCUUUACAAGCAUAUCAAGUUUCAUAAGUUAGUGGAAAAUGUAAAACCUCUAAAACAGUCAGAAGAUCGUGUGGAAUGGUCUGUCAGCUAUUCUGAUAUCAUUUCUAAGGAAAUAGAGACAAAAACGUAUGAUGCAGUUAUUGUCUGCAAUGGUCACUACUCAGUUCCUCACAUACCCGGAAUUCCUGGUCUCAAGGAUUUUAAAGGAAUCCUUAUGCAUAGUCAUGAAUAUCGAGAAGCUUCUGAUUUUAAGGAUCUGAGAGUUGUAAUUCUGGGAGCUGCAUCAUCUGGUGUAGACAUUGCUAUUGAAGUCUCUCGUGAAGCUAAGGAGGUAAUUUUGAGCCACAAUUUACCUCCUAAGGAGUGUCCUUUACCAGAAAACUUGACUCAAGAAAGAGGUAUUGAUUCAGUUCAGAAUAAAUCUGUAACUUUUAUUGGCGGGAAGAGGUAUGAAUGUGAUGCUAUAAUUUUAUGCACCGGCUACUCAUACGAUUACCCAUUCCUCGAUUCCAUUUGUAACCUUCAUAUUGGAGAUCAGCAUGUAUCACCACUAUACUUGCAUACAUUUCAUAUCGAUUACCCCACUCUGGCAAUACUAGGUGUACCAAAAAUAAUCCUUCCAUUUCCUAUAUUUGAUCAACAAGUUAGAGUUAUUGUAAAACAUUUCAAUGGAACAAUCAAACUACCCUCUCCAGAGGUCAUGAGGGCAGCUGAAAAGGGGGAUUUUGAAAAGAGAUUGGAGAGUGGCUUCAAGCCAAGACAUGCACAUAUUAUGCCUGGUCAGUGGCAAUGGGACUUUGAUAAGUCCCUUUGUGAGCUAGGCCAACUAGAACCUGUAUCAGAUGUUGUUGUAAAUUUAUAUAAACAUGUUCAUCAACUGAGGAUGAAAGAUUUAGUGAAUUAUAAGAAAGUAAAUUUUUGUUUAAUAAAUGAUAAAACGUUUGUUCAAGUUGAAUAAAUUUAAGAUAAAUGUAAAUUAGGGACGUUUAAUUGUAUAUUUUUUCAUUUAUUUCUUACAAGAAAUUAUGAGGCAAAAUUAAUGGUCACCACGGGGCGACUAAGUGUAAGAAAUGGUGAUGAGAAAAUUGUUAGUCAGUCGCCACUCGAUCAUCACUUUUUUUGUCGAAAAUGCACCCUUUGUGCAUUUUAUUAUUAUUUUUUUUAAAAAUAUGGAAUUAUUAUGAAUAUUUUAUAAUAUACGGAAAAUUAUCUUAUUUGAUGCUUAUUUUUAAAAUUUUUCUUCAAUUUUAAUCAUAAAUCUUGUAACGUUUACCAUAUUUUAAGGAAUGCUUUAACAGAAAUGACUUUGUAUUAUUAAUUUAUAAACAGUUUUUUAAUAGUUUAAACUUUUUAAUUUUUGAAUAAAUGAUCACGGUUAAAAAUGAAGCAAAUGCCAAGCAACUAAAUACUUUUUUUUCUUUACAAGUAAUUUUUUAAAUACCCUGUGGUUGAAACAUUUUAUGUAUUGUAUAUUCAUCAUAAUAAUUGGUGCUACAGCCUUUGAAAGGCCUGAUCUUCAGAACAUUUAGCCAUUCCAUAUGACUAGUUGUUCUUUUUCCAAUUAGUAACUCUCAGUCUCUUCCAAAGUUGUCAUGAUUUAAAUCACCUAAUUUUUUUUAAAAAAAUCAUUGAUUUAAACCACAUGAAUUUUUAAAAAAGUCAUUAAUUUAAAUCACCUGAUUUUUUUUAAUCAUUGAUUUAAGUUAAAAAUAUUGUAUCCAGUAUAAAAGUAUUUUAUCUAAUAUGAUAUUUUAUCUACUUAAAUAUACUCUUGAGGGUGUGAUAUUUUUUAAAGUCUGGUUUCAGUAUUCAAGAUUAUAUCUGGAGUAAUAAUCAGAGGGAAAUGUUUGUAAAUUAGUAUUGCAUAUUCAAAAUAGACUAAUAAAUAAUUAAAAGGAAUUCAGAGAUAAAAGUAGCAUGAAACUUAAACAGUAUUUAAAAUAACUGCUGCUUAGUACGCAUAUUUUCAUGGUACUCAUUUAAUUUUAUGUUUUAAUUAAACACAAAUACUUUCAAAACUUGUUCUGCCGAGAGCAAUUUUAAAACUAAUUAUUUUUUAUUUGUCUUAAUUUACGUUAAUUUAUUGUGCAUUUAACUAAUAAAGUGUGUGUUUGUCUUUAUAAAUGGAUGUGGGUGUCGCACUUGAAUAAAGAUAAAUUUUAUUUUAUUUAUUCCUUGAUUAGUUUGUAAUAACUUCCACAGUUAGAAAUAUACAGCACCGUAGUCAUUAAAUGAACUUUGAUAAUUUUUUUUUUACAAAUUAGUCUAAAUAUAUUUUAUUUAUUUUUAAAUUGAUUUCCCUGUUCUCUUAAAUUGAUUUUAUUUUUAUUUGAUCUCUGUCUUAUUUUCCGUUGUCCUCUGUAUCUAGAUCUGAUUGUUUUUCUUGAAGAAGUCUUGUUGUUCUUAGUUUUAGUCUCUUUCUUGACCUAUUCAUUAUAUUACUCUUAUCUCUUAGACAAUAUCUAAUUCUUUUUAACAAUCAGAAAUCACAGAUUUCUUGAUUUAUUUUGUAUCAACUGUUUUCACCAAUUGUUCCUUCCUCAACUGCAUUUUCUUCCUUACUUUCAACAACUUUUCUGAGGCAUCCAAAAUAAUUGAUCUAUUGAUAAUAAUUUUUCAUGCUUUAGCUUUCAGUAUGAUGAUUCGAACUUCUUUUGUAUUUUAUAGUACUUACCAGCUUGUUCUUAUUACAAAAUUCACUUCAUUUUGAUCAUUUAUUUGAGUGCUGAGAUAAUUGAACUCAUUAGCUCUCUCAAAAAUUUCUUCUUCUUUCUCUUCAGAUUUUAUCGUAUAUUUUGUCUUUGCAGCAUUAAAGGAUGGACCCCUUCUUUCAGAAAUGUAGCAGAUCAUAAAAGCACUUACUUGCUGGGUUAUUGUUUUUUAAUUUGUGUAAAAAUUUCACCAUUUAUUUUAUUCAAUGAAUUUAUUUUUCCAUUCAUACUAGCAGAUAAAUUAUGUUCUAUUGUAUGGCAAAACAUUUAAAACAUUUGUAUUCUUUGACUUCAAAAAAAUUGAGAAUCCAGGUUAUAGCUUUUGAUUAAAUUUUCUUUCCAUAACAAGUUAAAAUGUUAUUUUUUGAAAAUUUUAUGCGGUUUACUUUCUUCUAAAAUUGAAAUGUGGAUAAUCAAUUUGAUUGUUAUCAGGUAUUGAUUUGUAAAUUCCAUUUUUUAUCUUGUUAACAAAAUAUCUUGUU
Molecule: messenger RNA, 3673 nt
Organism: Parasteatoda tepidariorum (common house spider)
Lineage: Eukaryota; Metazoa; Arthropoda; Arachnida; Araneae; Theridiidae
Molecular function (GO): flavin adenine dinucleotide binding; NADP binding; N,N-dimethylaniline monooxygenase activity
Source: RefSeq, a predicted model, not a curated record